This is a messenger RNA of Diprion similis, 1230 nucleotides long. RefSeq lists its product as uncharacterized. The transcript has 5 exons. The coding region runs from base 10 to 1230 and encodes 406 amino acids. The record is from RefSeq and is a predicted model, not a curated record. NCBI's taxonomy places the organism in Eukaryota, Metazoa, Arthropoda, Insecta, Hymenoptera, Diprionidae.
ACACUAAACAUGGCAUCAGAAGAAUCAGCAUACAAGCCAGACGAGGAAUUAAUCGAGAAGGUGUUGCGUGAAUAUGAAAAUGAUCCAAAUCUCAAAGUCAAGUCUGUGGUCUCAAGUGAUGGUUGCGAGAAAGGAGACAACUAUAUGUCAGUCGUUAAACGUCUUGUUAUCACAGGGACAACCGGAGCUGGAUUCGAUUACAACAAAAGUUUCAUUUCCAAACAUCUGGCUGAGGAUGAAAUUCAUCAGGAGGUCUUCCAAAGUCAAAACCUUUUCGCCAACGAAUCUAAAAUGUACCAGACAGUGCCUAUUCUUCUUGGCAAGGAUCAGGAAAUAUUACCCAAUUGCUUGUUCACUAGUGCCAAACUGAUUAUGCUGGAAGACUUGAGACCACUAGGAUUUUUUCUUGAGGACAGAGUUAAGGGUUUAGACUUCGACCAUACAAAAAUAGUACUCGAGGCACUAGCCGAUUUUCAUGCAGCAUCGUUUAUCCUAGAACAAAAUGACGCGACAAUUUUUAACUCAUUAAGAAACGACUUCAUGGAAGUCUAUUUUCCUGACACGAAUUCUCGAGGUGCAGGAAAGGUUUUAAACGACUUUCCCAACUUCAUUGUCUUGUGCUUGAAAGCUGUCGCGACCUUAGAAGACGACUAUUCGAAAGAGAUCGCCUUUAUGGAGGAGCAUUUAGGAAAAAUGUAUGAUUUAAUGAAGGAACAAGUCAAACCUAGAGAAUAUUCGGUGCUGUGCCUUGGCGAUCUGUGGAUCAACAACAUACUUUUCAAGCACGAGGAAGAGAAGGGGAAAAAGGUAGUCAGAGGUGUACGAUUUAUAGAUUUCCAAGUUGCCAGAUUCGCGCCCCUGGUCACAGAUCUUCAAAAUUUCUUGCACAGCAGUGUUCAGCACGAAAUUUUAUUGGAACAUCUGGAUGCUUUUCUUGAAAUAUAUUAUAAAAAACUGCGGUCGAAGCUGUCGGAGUUACCUACAAAUGCAUAUGAAAAAAUCACCUCAGAUUGGUUGAAAAGCGAAAUGAAGAAAUCACAAGUCUAUGGCAUGCUGACAAGUCUUUGGCUCACACCUGCGCUCAUGGCGGAUGCCGAAGAUAUUCCGGAUGUGUCAUCUGUUGCGAUUCAGACGUCUCAAAACACAGCAGCUAUAGAUUACUGGAAGCAAAGGUUGUCUCCUCGGCUACUGCAAAGAAUAGUCGAGAAGUGCAAAUAUUUUAUCAAGUAG